Messenger RNA from Owenia fusiformis, 1201 nucleotides. NCBI's taxonomy places the organism in Eukaryota, Metazoa, Annelida, Polychaeta, Sabellida, Oweniidae. The record is from the annotation of a GenBank genome assembly.
UGAUAAGUGGCGACAGUAAACAACAUAGACGAAAAUUAUGGCUACACUAAUUGAAAACUGAUUUAUUAUCCUGAUACUGUUUUAGUGCACCAUAUCGACAUUGAUAGUUUGUUAAAUUGGGACAGAAAACAUUCUAGAAUUACUGUACAUUGCGUUUUUAACAUCCCGAGGGCGAAAGGCAAACACCUGUCCAUUGACAAUUGAAAUUAUCAGUGUUCAUUGUUCAAUGUGAUUGUGAGUGGAUGAAUUAUAUAGGAAAACUGUAGACUACGGGAUAACAGUAUUGCUGUCAGAAAACGCUGUUUUAUCAUGGUUCUCUUUAUCAAUGUGAACGUAGGUCAACGUGUAGAGGUUCUGUAUAAAGGAGAUGUCCACCUUGGUACGGUGAGAUACAAAGGGGGUGUGGUCAAUAGACGAGGAGACUGGGUCGGUGUGGAUCUUGACAAGAAAGCCGGCAAACACAAUGGCACUGUGCGUGGCAGUCGUUACUUCCAGUGCAGGGAGGGUCAUGGGAUAUUCACUCAAGCUCAACAUAUUCGAUUCAUUCCAAUGAAAAGAUGCAUGUUUAAUCGUUACCAUACUGUUGAACCAGAGGAGGAAUUUGCCGAAGAAGACUUGUUCAAUACAUCACCAAGACCAGAUGUUCGAGAUAGCCCCUAUGACCCAAUCCGGAUUUCAAGAUCUUACAGUGAAGACGCAACAGAACUUUUCCCAGAGAGGCACGUCGAGAGCUAUACGGAGAGAAGACGAAGUCAUCAUUUAAGUCAUUCAGUCGGAAACACAAUGCCUGCUGCAACAAUGCGCCGUCCCUAUUCUGCAAUGGCACAAUUCACAUACACCAGUGCACCUAUACAUCAUUACACGCCUGGCAAAGAACCGUUUUGCUCCACACCAACUAUACCUAAAAUACACAUGCCUCACAGCGCCCUCAAGCGACAGGUGAGACGGGGUUGGACGGACAGUCAUUACGUGAGAGAAAUGUCCGUCAAUACUGGGAGGGAAGGAAUGAAAUUUUCCCAAUGGAAUGACACUUCUGCAUGAAUACUAUAUAUAGUAGUUAGACCGUUGUGUACUGUAUUCACCAUGUUAAACACAGGUCCUUAGCCAGCUUUUGGGGGUUAACUUUUCAUUAAAGAAUUCCAGAGGGGUCUACAUUUGACAUCUUUGGACCAAAAUCACUUGAAGAAAAGUGCUCAGAAUG